Molecule: messenger RNA, 561 nt
Organism: Penicilliopsis zonata CBS 506.65
Lineage: Eukaryota; Fungi; Ascomycota; Eurotiomycetes; Eurotiales; Aspergillaceae
Exons: 3
Coding region: 1-561 (186 amino acids)
Source: RefSeq, a predicted model, not a curated record
AUGGAUGAGGUGACCGAAUACCGCCGUUGGAUCAGCCUCCAAUGGUGGCUGGCGGUCCUAAACCAUUCUCAAGUUCCCAGGGACGACAGCGAACGGCUUUCAGUAAGCGUGGAUCAUUCUGUGUCCAAGGAAAUCAGAUGCCCCCAACGUGAUUUCCAUGUCCAGCUUAUCACAAAAGUGCUCGAGGGCUUUGUUGGCAUUACUUCGACUGUUCUACAGGCAUUGGAGGUCGUGCUGAAGGCGCUUGUCGAUACCGCUCAGCACGCCACACAGGAUAAUGAGAUCAAGACCAUUGUCUUUCAGCGAUACGAGUAUAUCCCAGCUGCAGAAACUGUCAUGUCAUUCGUCCGUGUUGUAUCUUUCAUUUUGACCGAAAACCUCAGAGCGAUCGGGAACAAGAAGACCGAAACGGAGAUUGUUUGCAGGAUUGAGUAUAAAGAGUAUGAAGCCAUGUUCAGCAGCAAUCAAUGGGCUGGUAUUACACUAAUGAUCAAAGAUGUUGAUAAGAAGAUCAUGCAGGACUUUGUCAAGAAGAGCACCAUUAAUUGUUCUAUUAACUAA